Equus caballus (horse) is the source of this 2367-nucleotide messenger RNA. RefSeq names its product HtrA serine peptidase 3 (gene HTRA3). Gene Ontology annotation, molecular function: protein binding; serine-type endopeptidase activity. NCBI's taxonomy places the organism in Eukaryota, Metazoa, Chordata, Mammalia, Perissodactyla, Equidae. Gene Ontology annotation, biological process: proteolysis. Gene Ontology annotation, cellular component: extracellular region. The record is from RefSeq and is a predicted model, not a curated record.
AUGCAGGCGCGCGCGCUGCUCCUGGCCGCGCUGGCCGCGCUGGCGCUGGCCCGGGAGCCCCCGGCGGCGCCGUGCCCCGCGCGCUGCGACGUGUCGCGGUGCCCGAGUCCGCGCUGCCCCGGCGGCUACGUGCCGGACCUCUGCAACUGCUGCCUGGUGUGCGCCGCCGGCGAGGGCGAGCCGUGCGGCCGCCCCCUCGACUCGCCGUGCGGGGAGAGCCUGGAGUGCGCGCGCGGCGUGUGCCGGUGCCGCUGGGCGCACGCCGUGUGCGGCACGGACGGGCACACCUACGCCAACGUGUGCGCGCUGCAGGCGGCCAGCCGCCGCGCGCUGCAGCUCUCGGGGACGCCCGUGCGCCAGCUGCAGAAGGGCGCGUGCCCGUCGGGUCUCCACCACCUGACCAGCCCGCGGUACAAGUUCAACUUCAUCGCGGACGUGGUGGAGAAGAUCGCGCCGGCCGUGGUCCACAUAGAGCUCUUCCUGAGACACCCCCUGUUCGGCCGCAACGUGCCCCUGUCCAGCGGCUCGGGCUUCAUCAUGUCGGAGGCCGGCUUGAUCGUCACCAACGCCCACGUGGUGUCCAGCACCAACUCCGUCUCAGGCCGGCAGCAGCUCAAGGUGCAGCUGCAGAACGGCGACACCUACGAGGCCACCAUCCAAGACAUCGACAAGAAGUCGGACAUCGCCACCAUCAAGAUCCACCCCAAAAAAAAGCUCCCUGCACUGCUGCUGGGCCACUCGGGGGACCUGCGGCCCGGGGAGUUUGUGGUGGCCAUCGGCAGCCCCUUCGCCCUGCAGAACACCGUGACCACGGGCAUCGUCAGCACGGCCCAGCGAGACGGCAAGGAGCUGGGCCUCCGUGACUCGGACAUGGACUACAUCCAGACGGAUGCCAUCAUCAACUACGGGAACUCCGGGGGACCUCUGGUGAACCUGGACGGUGAGGUCAUUGGCAUCAACACGCUCAAGGUUGCAGCUGGCAUCUCCUUUGCCAUCCCCUCGGACCGCAUCACGCGCUUCCUCACAGAGUUCCAGGACAAGCACAUCAAAGACUGGAAGAAGCGCUUCAUCGGCAUACGCAUGCGGACUAUCACACCCAGUUUGCUGGAGGAACUAAAGGCCAGCAACCCAGACCUUCCGACGGUCAGCAGUGGCAUUUAUGUGCAAGAGGUUGUUCCGAAUUCACCUUCUCAGAGAGGGGGCAUCCAAGAUGGCGACAUCAUCGUCAAGGUCAACGGGCGCCCCCUGGCAGACUCCAGUGAGCUGCAGGAGGCCGUCCUCAACGAGUCCCCGCUGCUGCUGGAGGUGCGGAGGGGCAACGACGACCUGCUCUUCAGCAUUGCACCCGAGGUGGUCGUGUGAAGGUGCGGCCGCCUGCCUCCAUCGCCGAGCUCCAAAGCCUGCAGUCGAGGACGGGCGCCCACCGAGCGGUUCCGUCCAGAACCACCGGCCACCGCAGGAUCAGGACGAAGGACCGAGGUCGGUCCUCAGCAGAGCCAGCAGCCUCCUCCGGGCCGUCCAGGGGCAGAGCCACGGGCUGGGCUUGGCCAGGGGCCACAUCUCAGCCUUUGCGGAGCGUUGGCUCCCACAUCAUGGUGCCCAGGGGGCCAGCCCAAUGUCUCCCUCAUACAAAUGCUCCUGAGGGCCACCUUCCAAGUUCUCGGGAGAUCUAGAAAACUCCUCUGUAGUCCCUGGAAGUCCCAGCCCCUCUCCCACCUUCCUGUCUUUGCCCCUGUCGAUCCCUCUGUCUGAAAUGCCCACCAUCCUCCUACCCCACCCUCCCCGCACCACCGACUCCCACCUGCUCAGGUCUCAGCUCUCAAGCCUCCUCCUCCCCUGGGAACACCUCCCAGGCCCCCGCCCCCGAGCCCAGUACCGCAGCGCCCACCACGUUGAAUGCCCAGGGCUGUCUGCCCCGCCAGCCUGGAGCCCCCGGUGGGCAGGCCACUUCUGACCCCCCUUGAGGAGGCACUGAGGGGAUGUUCCCCAGCUGCCCAGUCCAGCCCUGUGGCCGGUGCUGAUGCUCCCCCUUCCCAGGCAGGAGCGAAGCUGGAGGAAAGCAGAGUGUGUCUGACAUACUCUGGGAGGCAGGCGUGUCCUCCUGGAGGUGACUGUGGAGCAGAGGGGGGAGGAAGCUGGGACCUGCCAGGGGGAGGGGACUGCAAGGACUGAGCCAGCUUUGCCUCCCUGAGCUGUUCUGGAUGGAGCAGCUGACUGCGGACUCGCCCCUGAGCGGCAGCAGGAGGCACCCAGCAGCCAGGCGCGUGUUUGUAGGUGUGGUCGUGAGCUUCGCUGUGCGUUGAUUCCCCAUGUUGCCUGUACUGUAAGUUUCUCUACUGUAUGGAAAUUAAAGUUUACAAGUGCGCA